This is a messenger RNA of Agelaius phoeniceus (red-winged blackbird), 633 nucleotides long. Lineage: Eukaryota; Metazoa; Chordata; Aves; Passeriformes; Icteridae. The record is from RefSeq and is a predicted model, not a curated record.
AUGUCGUCAGGAGCGAUGAUGAGCAGCGGCUGCUCGUCCCCGUGCGAGGUGUCCUGUCCCCAGCCCUACGCGGACGCCUGGAACCAGCCCUGCGUCACCUCCUGCGGGGACUCGCGGGCUGUGGUCUACCCUCCACCCGUGGUCAUCACCUUCCCGGGGCCCAUCCUCAGCUCCUGCCCCCAGGAGAGCAUCGUGGGCACCUCCUUCCCAAUGGGGGCCAUGGGAUCUUCUGGGUCCGGGGGCUCCAUUGGGGGAUCCUACGGAGGGGGCAGCGGCUCCAUGGGUGGAAUUGGGGGAUCCAUUGGAGGUGGUUCCAUGGGUGGAUCGUAUGGAGGCGGCUCCAUGGGUGGAUCCUAUGGAGGCGGUUCCAUGGGUGGAAUUGGGGGGUCCUACGGAGGUGGUUCCAUGGGUGGCUCCUAUGGGGGGAGCAGAUCCUUUGGCUCCGGGGGCUCCUACGGGGGGAGCAGAUCCUUUGGGGGCAGAAGAUCCUUUGGGGGCUCCUCGGGUGGCGGCUUUGGGGGCUCCUGCGGCGGGGGCAGCUCCUUUGGGGGCGGCUCCUGCGGAGGGGGAUCCUACGGAGGGGGCAGCUCCAGCUCCAGGAGGUUCGGAGGAGGAAACUGCGGCUUCUAUUAA